This is a messenger RNA of Cinara cedri, 6058 nucleotides long. NCBI's taxonomy places the organism in Eukaryota, Metazoa, Arthropoda, Insecta, Hemiptera, Aphididae. The record is from the annotation of a GenBank genome assembly.
GUUGGACAAAAGAUAAAGACAUUUAAAAGUUAUAUUCUCUGUGGUUAUAUUAGAUAUUAUUUUAACGGAAGUAUUCUAGAUAAAUGACGUUCUUAAUGCAGCUACUUUUAUUAUUAAUAUUAUUAUUUAUUAUGUAUUGAGCCAUUAUGGCAUACUUUAUUAUAUUUUUUUUUAAUAAGAGGUCGUAAUGUCGCAUAUCAUAAAAAGUAAUUGUGUAGGUCACCAUAACAAAAUGGUCGGGAACAACAUGUACUUCUAUAUCCAAAUGGCAACGUCGCGAACGGAUGCAACACGCUCUGCCGGCCAUUUCGUAAAAAGUGUCUAAACACUGAACGUUGACAAUAAGAAUGUGCAUUACUUAAACCAUACAUAUUUUCGUUUUCUGAAUUAACUGUGUUACAGUACAAGUAUUAAAAUAUUUUUUAUUUCAAUGUUUUUUUACUGUACCAAAAAAACGUUUGGAUUGCCAAGAAGUGCUGUAACUAUUUUCCGUAGAUAGGUUCAAUUGACAGCAAUCGGGCGAUGUUUAAUGUCGAAUUGAUCAACGACCACUCUGGGUAACGCAUUUAUUCGUAAUAAGUUUUAAAUAUUAUUUUAAUUAUUUAUUUUACAGUAAAGUUAACGAUGUAUCAAGUUUGUUGUGUUUCACGUGAAUGUUUUCCUUCGCAUUAUUCUGUGUCUGAUUUCAUUUUAUCUUACGUGGGAAAAAUACCUAUAUAGUUAGUCGAUAGUGUUGAAAAUUAUUAAACAAUUAUUUUGUGUAAUAAAUGUAUAAUUAAUUGACCAAAAUGUAUAAUUUGAGGUUAACGAAUAUUUGGUUUCUAAAAUAAUUCCAUAAUUAACAAUUAGUUUUCAAUUUUUUUUUUUUAAAGUACCUAUCUAAUGUUUUUAAUCUAUUUUUCACUAUAUGAUGUGAAUUUGUUUUCAUUAUAAAUUUAUUGUAAAUGAAGACUAAGAAACAAAUUUGAGUUAACUUAUUAAGUUGUUUUUAUUUUAACCAUUAUAUGUAAAUUGGGUUUUUAGUAAAGUUAACAUCAUUUAAAAAAAUGAAAAUAAAUAUCAAAUUAAUGAACAUUGAGUUUAAAACAUUUAAUAUUUAUACAUAACAUACAUAUAGUAUAUAAAUAUAUAAAUAACAAAUGUGUUUACAAAAAUAAAAAUUAAUCAUUUCGAUUCGCGAAAACGUACAUACUAGACGAGCAGCUCGCGUUUUACAUUUCGACUGUGAUAUACCUGACGAUGUACUUUAAUUUGAAACCCGUGUAUAAUACAAUUUUCAUAGUACUCCAGGUGACAUUAAUUCUUUUAUUUAUUAUUUUUUAUAUUUAUUUGCGAGUAUUAACAGUAUUAAUAAUUUUGUUUUUACUUUUACUACAUAAUAACAUACAUUUUUGAUUUGGUAUACUUCUGAUUAGAAAAAAUUUAAAAUAAGAAUACAAACAGGUACUUUUGGUAAUUAUUACUUUAGAGGUGUUUUCAUAACAUAUUAUAUUACCUACUACUUUAUCAUAAAGAUUGAUGAAAUAUAAUUUUUUUUAUAUUUCAUAUGAAUAGCCAAAUAAAUGUUUAUUUUAACUUAUGAAAAACCGUCUGCAUUUUCGAACAAAAUACUCCAUUCUCCUUCAUUUAAUUAUUAAUAAAAUCAUUUUAGGGUUAUGUAUAUUGAAGAGCUAAAAUAUAAACGAUUAUGUUCAGAAUAAUAUGAUGAACCUUGAAAAAGAAUCAUUCAACCCAAAUUGGUUGAAUAUCACCAACUAUACCUAAUAAAAUUUUAUUGUACCUAAAUAUUUGAAGUAAUUACCUUUCAAAAAAAAAAAACAAUUUCUUGUUUGUAGCUGUUUGAAUUGUAUUUUUUCAAUAAAUUGUAAAACAAGAUAAUAUUUGAAUAAUAUUUUUAUUUAAUACAAUAUGUUCAACAGUUUGCAAGAUAAUUUAUAUUUCUGGUCUUAAAUCAAUUAGGUUCUGUAUCAAUAAUAAAUAGUUCAACUUAGGUAAUAAAACUUAUUUUAUUUUGGAGUCCUUAAAUAUUUUCUGUAACAAGUAUACAUAUUUUCGUUUGAUUUAUUUUUUUUUAUAAUUAUGAAAAAAUUUUAAAUUUCAACUGUUUCUAAUUAUUAAUCUAAUAGGAAAAAAAAUGAGAGAAAUUAGAAUUAUUUCAUAAAUUAAGUUUAAUAUAAAAUCGUAUUAUUCUUGAAUUAAACUGUUACAUAAUUUGUUUAGGUAUAUUCAAAUUAAUGUUUGUAAAAUUAUUUUUUAUUGGUACUAAAUUUAUUGUAAAAAUUAAAGCAUUAUAUAUAUUAUUGACUGCUUUAAGUUUCAAAUUUCAAUAACUAAUAAUUAUGUUUGUAUAUCACAUUUAGUUAUGUUAAAUAAAUUCUUUAAUAUUGUUAAAAUAUUUUUAAAAAAAUUUGAUUUAUCAAUUUAUAAUGGGAAACAGAGUAAUAAUAGCUACUUAAAUAAAUGAUGUUAUUAUUUUUUGCAGCAGAUGAAAUUCAGUAACCCACAACACUCGGGGAAUUUCACAGUAUUUGAAGAAGAAAGAAAUCAAAAUAAAUUUAUUUUUAUUAAGUAAUAACAAUUAUUUGGUGUUGUGGUAUACUAACCACAAUCAAUACAAAGAAUACACAAUAUUAACAACAACAGAUUCAACCAAUAGUGGCAAAAUGUCUCAAUCGCGGUUCACAUUUAAUCCACCUACUCGAAGUUUUAAUACCGAAUGGUUGAAUAUUUCAGAUUUGAAGUAUUGGUUAUCGCCAGUUGAUGGGGAUAAAACUAAAGCUUGGUGCAAUGUUUGUUCCCGUAUGUUUCCUGCAGAUUUAAAGGUUUUACAUUCACAUGGUAAAACCAUAACCCAUAUUACCAGGACUUUAACUCAUACUUACAUGAUUGAAACAACUAUCCAAAAAUUUGAACAACAGAGAAUAAAUGAAGCUAUGCUUGCGGCAAAUUUAUCGCAUCAGAAUGAAACAAAUGCUACCGAAAAAAUGAUUACAUCUGAAACAGAAAUACAGUCACAACAUGGCGAUUAUCAAAAUGAAGGUCCUCAUACUUCCAGCUCAAAUACUCAAUACCAGAACGCAAAUUUGGGGUCCAUGGUUACUAAACGGAAAAAUAUCGGUAACAUUUAGAUUACUACCAAUGUCCUGGUCAGAGUUGCAAUAAUUUUUAUUUUUAAAAUAAAUUAGAUAUUAAUUUUAAAAAAUUGUGUAGGUCAAAUUGGAAAAUUGUUGUUAAGUAAGUAAAUUUUAAAUAUAUACCUACUAUUAAGGUAGAACCUUAAAAUAAGCUUCCCCCGGAGAGCUUUCGUUUCAAGUUCAAAGUAUUAACAUAAUGUUUUUAUUAGCUAUACUUGUCAUAAAAAAUUAUAAAUUCAUUAAAUUCCUCAGAAAAGUAAACAUCUAGGUUAAAUCUGAGAUCAAAUCGGAUAAUUAUAAAAUGCAAAAACAAUCUACUGAUAAUGAAGAUAAUAAAGAUUAGUUGCAAUAACUUCAAAAAAUCAAUAGAAAAUAAAACACAAUACUUAUACAAAGUUUCAAUUACCAAAAAUGUUUAAAAAAAAAAAUUAAAGUAAAAUAGUCAAUUUUUAGUUCUGCCUCUAAAAAAAAAAAAAAAAAAAAAAAUAUUUAUACACAAACUGUAGCUUAGAGGCAUACUUAUUAUUUAAAAAAAUAUAUUAAUAAUAUUGAAUAUAAUAAAAGUAAUUGUGUAUAACAUAUUACAUGUUUGUUAUUGACACUGUAUAUAUUAUUUUCACUUAUAACUGAAAAAUUGCAGUUCUGACUGAUUUGAAUACAUUUUUGUUUUAUACAAAUAUCUUCUUUUCAGAUAUUAUAAUUUAUAUUUUGUGUUAUUAUUUUUAAUCAGACAGUGCUAGUUUUGAUGUGGAUAAAAAAUAUGAAGGUGUCCUCUGGGUCAAAGAUAUUGGUAUAAUAAACACAGAAUUUGUCUUAACUAUUAAAAUUACAUAUUUUUUUUUAUUUAUUUAUAGUUUCAAGACGUGCCCCAUUCUGGAAAGCUGCAGCUAUUGUGCAUGGCCAUGUAACAGAGUUAAAUCUUAAUGACUACAAUGGCCGUUAUUUGGUCUUAUUCUUUUAUCCUCACAAUCCUUUGUAUGUUAUAUUUAAAUAUUACUUUUAAAGUUCUUUGAUUUAAAUAAUAAUAUUUUGAGGGUAGGAGGGACUAUAGCUUAUUAAAAAAUAAUUCUAGGAAUGAUAACAAAAUCUUUUUUUUUUUUUACAUUUGUUUCAAUUUAAACAAAUAUUAUUUAAGAGUCAUUAUUUACUAGAACAUAUUUUAUUUAUUUUAUGACAAUUAAAAAUUGUACAUAUUAUGCUUUUAAUAAUUGGCUCAAGUUUUCCAAGUUAUUAAUGUUUUUCCAUAUUAAUACUGUGUUUAUCUAUAAUUGUGAACAGAGCUUCACAUUUGGAUUAGAUAAAUUAUUGCUAGUAAUAUAACUAAAAGUUCCUUUAACUAAUUUAAGUAAUUAGGUAUUACUGUAUUAGUAAGUCAAACAACUUAGUUUCUUUUUUAAUAAAAAAAAAAAAAAAAAAAAAAUGCCAAUGUUACAUUAAUCCUUCAUAGGAAUAGUGCUCAUAUAAUAAAUUUAACACUUGUAUAAAUAAUUCUAGAAUUAUGCAGAGUGAAAUACUCUCUUUGAGCAAUAGAGUAUCAGAAUUCAGAGCAUUAAACACUGAAGUAGUAGCAUUUUCUGCGGAUUCAGACCAUCCACAACAAAUACUGUCCGAAAUGUUACAACCUGAUGGAGAGAUUAUCCAGCUCAAAAUGCCACUUCUUUCAGAUCCAGCACAUGCCAUCACUAAAAAAUAUGGAUGCUAUUUACCAGAACUCGGCUAUUCUCUCAGGUAAUUUAAGUUUGCAUGGUUGAUUGCAUCAAUAACUCAUCCAAUAAAAAUAUUUGUUUUCAGAGCUCAUUAUAUCAUUGAUACAAGAGGUAUUUUAAGACAUGUGACAAUUAAUGAUAUGCCUGUGUGUCGAAAUAUCAGUGAAAUAUUAAGACUGGUAAAAGCUUUUCAACAUAGAGAUGAAACCAAAAGGCUAUGCCUUGCUGAUUGAAAGACAGCCGAACCAACUUAUCCUGAUUUGUAAUAAUUAAUUUCAAUGUAAUUAAAAGCAUUUCAAAAAUAAAUAAAGCUAUGUUAAGAACUUUUCAUUUUAACUAUUAAAAAGUUUUUUAUGAUAAAUUAGUAAUAAUAAUAUUAUUAAAUUAAUAAUUAAUAAUUAGUAUCUAAGUUAUAAAAUUAAUCAUAUUUAAAAUGUAAUAACUUUUAAUGUAAUGAUUAAAAAUAAAUGUUAAAGUGAAACAUUAUAAGGGCAUGUUGCAUAGGUUAGGUAAGGUUAUUUCUUGAAAUGUUAAAAUAAAUUGAAAAACAUUUCAAAACUGUACUACUAGAGUUUCAAAUUAAAAUACACUUCUGUCCAUCAUUCAUGUAAAAAAAACUUUAUUGGAAUUAUACAUUAAAUAGUUAGGUUAAAAUAUAUAUAAAUUAAGUUAGCUUACAAAUGUGAGUUAAAGUAUUUUCCAAUAAAUCAUUUUGUAACUUGAAAAUAAAUUUUAAUUAGAUUAUUGAUUGUUAAUACAAAAUGGUUAUUAUUAAACUAAAUAUUAAUGUGCAAAGUAUAAUAUCUAGAUUAUUACUUAUCAUCAGAUUAAUGAUCAUACAUAUUGUUUUAUUUGUAUUUUGUAAAAUUUGUGUUUCUUUAAAAAUUAAAUUAGACUUUCUUGGUAAUAAUUUUACUUUAUUUACAUAAAUUAUUUAGAUUUUGUUAGUUUUUAUUUUAAGUUAUGUUAUAAGUUUAAUUGUUAAAAAUUUGUUUAAGUAACUAUGUUGUUUUUCUCUUUAUUGCAUUUUAUUAUAUUUAUAACUCCUACCUACAGCACAGCCAUUGACUAUGGUGAAUAGACCAAUAUUAGUGUUUUUUGUGUUUAAUCAUUGUUAGGUGAAAUAAAUAUAUUAUUAUUAUUAUUAUAUAAGAUAAGCAGUUAAUGUUUACAUAGGUGUAUUCAAAAUCUCAAAAUAUAUGUACCCAUUUAGUAUUA